Dentiscutata erythropus is the source of this 570-nucleotide messenger RNA. NCBI's taxonomy places the organism in Eukaryota, Fungi, Glomeromycota, Glomeromycetes, Diversisporales, Gigasporaceae. The record is from the annotation of a GenBank genome assembly.
AUGGAACUACAAGAAACUACAAUAGAUACAACAGAUAUUCUAGACUAUUAUCUAGAAGAAUUAGCAGAAAUGGAACAAUACUUUUGCUUCGAUGAAAAAAUUGCUGAAUAUUCCACUCAAGUAUCAUCCACCAACAAAGGCAAAGAAGGUAAGGAGGCACCAGCUGAACAAAUUUAUGUUGAUUCUGAGGAAUAUAAAGAUGACAACAUGCUGGACGAGACACAGAACAAAGCGAAGGAAAGUAGAUCUUUACAAAAGCUUUCUAAAUCUACAAAUAUUAACGUUAUGAAUGAAGAUCAGGUCACACUAGAGAAACCAGAAGAAGAAGAUUAUACUGACAGUGAUAAUGAUUGUUACACUGAUAAUGCAAUGCCUGAUAAAGAAGUAACUAGUAUCAAGGUUUCACAAAAUAUUCAAAAUCCUGCCCGCGUUAUUGGAAGAGGAAGACCGUCUAAACGUCGUUAUAUGAGUAGUAUAGAAAAGGAACAAAGUUAUAGAAGAACUUCUAGAGGUAUAUAUAAGUGUCGUCAAUGCGGAGAAGUAGAUCAUAACUCAGCAUAUCAUAAAUGA